Molecule: messenger RNA, 2971 nt
Organism: Paramuricea clavata
Lineage: Eukaryota; Metazoa; Cnidaria; Anthozoa; Malacalcyonacea; Plexauridae
Source: the annotation of a GenBank genome assembly
AUGGGCAUAACUGGGUUAUUGCCUUUCUUAAGAGGCUUUCAAAAGCAAGUUAAGCUCUCCGAUUUUACUGGCAGAACUGUGGCCAUAGACGCUUCUUGCUGGAUACACAAGGCUUUAGCUGUGUCCAUAUCACAAAGUGGAAAUCGACAAAGGUGAGAUAUCUUUUGUGUGCUGUUUUAGAAUGUAUUAUAAAAGUACAGUUCAAAUAUGUAAAUAUGACGGGUUUUUUCAUUUUAGGUUGGCUGAUAUUUUUCGUAAGUAUUUGUUGAUUGUAAAGAGAGCCGCGAUGACAAUUUACGUUGUGUUUGAUGGGCUGUUAUUGCCAGCGAAAGCAAGUGAAGUCGAACAGAGGCAAAGGUGAGAAUAUGUGACUUGUUGACUGUUGUUGUAUUUAAAACAGAAAAAUGUUUAUUUGCACCGUGACUGGAUUGGCCAAUACUUUUGUUAACAGUGACCGAGAGGAGCGUUUACGGAAGGCAGAUAAUGCAAGCCUAUCGUCGAAAGAAGCCAACAAAUUCCGCAGCCAAGCUGCUUCCAUAACCUUCAAUGACAUAUCUACCUGUAUAGAUGUAAGUCACAUUUAAAUAUUUUUUACUUAGUCUAUUAAAAUUGUGGUGUUUUGUUGGUACUAAACACUUAUAUAUGCAUUAAGAUUGUUAUUUGUUAGCGAUUUAAUUUAAAAAUUAUUUUGAACACAAAUAUACAAUAGAUUUGUUUGGAGGAGAACGUUCGGUACGUGAUGUCACCGUACGAGGCAGAUGCUCAGAUAACGUUCUUGCCAAAUAAUGGCUACGCAGAUAUGGUUAUUACAGAAGAUUCGGACCUUUUAGCCUAUGGCUGCAAGGAGGUUUGUACAGUUCAUUUCUUUGUGAUCUCCCUGGGGCAAACAGUUGUUGAUUAGGUAUUUAGAUUAAUACAUGAAUUUGAUAUUUCCAUCAAAAUUUUUUGGUAAAAAAUUUUCUUGCCAGGGGCUCAUGUAUUGCACAUAUCAAUGUAAAUCCCAGGGCAUGGGAUGGGGAUUUGCCUUGAACACCUAUUACGGCCAUGGGAACUGUGAAAAUCAAUACAAGCCUGGGGUUAAAUAGUUGGUGAAAAUAUACUGUAAGCUGUUGUUAAACCCAUUGAUUGGCAGCCCUCUCCCCCUGACAAGUAAAAUGAAUUUGUCUGGUGUUAGAUAGAGUAAAAUAAUAAAGUAGGGUGAAUCUAGGUGCAUUGCCACUUAACAGGUUAACAGGGUGCAUUGGUGGACUUGAAUAACUUAGAUUCUGCACUUCACUUGGUGGAAUUAAUAUUAGAAUGUUAGGGUUUGUAACCAAGUGAGAAUGUAUAAAUUUUAAGACCUAACCAGGAACGACUGCGAAUAAUGCAGCACAACCAUUAAUAUUAACAUUAACAUAACCAUUAACAUUAGCAGCACUCUCCCCCUGACAAGUAAAGUCAUCUGGCAUUAGAAAGGUUAGGGUAAAAUAACAAACUACCUAGGGUGCAUUUGGGUACAUUGCCACUUAAAUGGUUAGUAUAUAAAUAUGUAACCUAAUUUGUCUCUGGGUGGGCCUUUAUAAUACAUUGGAUUAAUGUUUGCCUUUCUACUCAUAGGAAUUAUACCCAAAAGUUUUUUUUAUCAAAUCUCCAACCCAGUCCUGAUUUAAUAUAGUAGAUAUGUGUUAGAGGUGUGCAUUGGAUCGGAUUUGAUGUUUAUAAAACCGACAAUUGGCUAAUGUUUAAGAUCCAAUCCGAAAUUGUCUAAUCCAAUCCGAGUUUUGAUAAAGAAUUGAAGUAUCAAAGAAUAAUAAUGCAGCGACAACCACUUUGUCAUGAAUAAUUAAUUCAUUUUAUUUCCAAUCCAACUACAAAACAACUUUAUCAAUCCAAUAUGAAUAUUUUUGUUCCAAAAUCCGAACAAAUCCGGAUUUGGAUCGGAUUUGCACACCUCUAAUGGGUGUACAAACUGCCCUUAAAUUUUCUGUUUGCAAUAAUAUUUUGAAUAUUUUAAAGAACUGUUGUCCAAAUGUUUUCAAAGAUGUUUAAAUGUUGUAAGCAAACUUUUUUAUUUAAUUAAUUUACUUGCUUGUCUAGGUGAUAAUGAAGCUGUGUUUGAGUGGUGACGGGCAACAUUUGUUAUUAGAUGACAUACUGGAUGGGUUAAAACUAAAUUUCCAGCAGUUUCAAAACAUGUGUAUUGUGGCUGGAUGUGAUUACCUACACAAUGUUCGAGGCAUUGGUAUCCGUGGUGCAUACAAAAUCAUUAGUUCUGGUGAUGAUAUGUUUAGUACACUUGAAAACAAAGGAGCACCCAAUAAUUACAAGGACCACUUUCAUGAAACAAAGGCUGUAUUUUCGCAUCAAACUGUUUUUGAUGUAAACACCCUUAAAACUGUGCCUCUACAUAUGUGGGAGAGCAACACAUCAACAAAAACAAAACACCUUUGUGGAAAGUAUCCUUUAUACACUUUAGCAUGUUAUGUUUGCCCAUGUGGCUGCAGAAUGGGAGUAUUAGAGGUUGGUCAAGUUAGGGGGUCAAGUUAUCAAACUAUGAUAACAUUGUAUGUGUUUACAUACAAUGUUAUCAUAGAUGCUUUUCUUUUGACUGCAAAAAAUUAAGUAAAUUUAAAUCAGUUUUAGAGACCAUUACAGGGUGGCUAAAUGAUUGCUCAAAAGAUAGAAGCAACCUUUCUUAAUCGAGUUCUACUUUUGUGGAAUUUUAUUUAGAGCUUGUUAAGUGUACACCACAACCUUAACUCUUCUAAGAUUGUUAGAUGACCAAUUCUCUAAUGAUCUGGCUGCCGGGAACAUUGAUCCCAAAAGUUGCAUCAAGAUGAAGAGCAAUCCUCUUCUUAAAAGGGUAAAGUUUUGUAAAUAUUGUGUUCCCAUAUUUACAUAAUACUCUAAUGAUUAAAAUGCACAAUUGUAUAGGUCACCUGCAAUUCUACACCAAAUGACUCUGUUGAGGAUAUGUCUCCAAAAACAAAUG